CAGGCAUGGCCCAGGGCCCUGCUCGUCUUCACCAUGGCAGCCCCGGCCCCACCGCCCCCGGACACCCCCGUCGCCGCCGCCCACCUCCGCACCCUCGACUUCCAGCUGGCCGCCACAGCUGAUGGCAGUGUCAUCAUUAAAGGGCUCCAGCCCAUUUUUCAAAAACGGGGCAUGACGGAAACCAUCCAUAACUGGGAAGAUCACGGGUACUUAGCUACCUACGUGAGCAAAAAUGGCAGUUUUGCCAACCUGAGAAUUUAUCCCCACGGAUUAGUGUUGAUGGAUCUGCAGAGUGUCGGCAAUGAAGCGGCAGACAAAGAAGAAAUUAACAAUCUGUUAAACAAGGUCGAAGAAAGAAUGAAAGAACUUUACCCGGGCAAAUGCAGAGUUAAACGCCUGCCGGCCAUCACGCGAGGGGGAGCCGUGGAUCGGUACUGGCCCACGGCCGACGGGCGCCUUGUCGAGUAUGACAUCGACCGCGUGGUGUUCGACCAGGACUCCCCAUUCCAGAACAUUAAGAUCCUGCACUCGAAGCAGUUUGGAAACAUCCUCGUCCUCAACGGGGACGUUAACCUGGCCGAGAGCGACCUGGCGUAUACUCAGGCGAUCAUGGGAAGCGGGAAGGAAGAUUACACGGGCAAGGAAGUGCUGAUCCUGGGAGGGGGUGACGGCGGGAUCCUCUACGAAAUCGUCAAACUGAAACCAAAGAUGGUGACCAUGGUGGAGAUUGACCAGAUGGUGAUUGACAACUGUAAGAAGUACAUGCGCCAGACGUGUGGAGACGUUUUAGACAAUCUGAACGGAGAUUGCUACCAGGUUUUAAUAGAAGACUGCAUUCCUGUCCUGAAGAGGUACACCAAAGAAGGAAGACUGUUUGAUUACGUGAUUAAUGACCUGACUGCCGUUCCGAUCUCCACGUCUCCAGAAGAAGAUUCGACGUGGGAUUUUCUCCGAUUAAUUCUCGACCUUUCGAUGAAAGUUCUGAAGCAGGAUGGAAAAUACUUCACACAGGGCAACUGUGUCAAUUUGACCGAAGCCUUGACCCUCUAUGAAGAACAGCUCAGCAGACUGUAUUGUCCUGUGGAGUUCUCAAAGAAAACCGUAUGUGUUCCCUCCUACAUGGAACUGUGGGUGUUUUACACUGUUUGGAAGAAGACGACUGACUUUUGAAGAUCAAGACCUCCUAAAUCCCAUGUGCUGCACAUGCCAUCUUGAAACUUUAAAUUAUAUGCUGUAGAUGAUCCAGAAACUAGGCUUGCUUUCGUGAAUUCUUUAAAAAAAUUUUUUUUAAUUAUUAUGUUAAUUUAAAAGCAAAUGGAAAAAUGUAUAUUUUGAUGAGGUAGGGUGUUAUUUUUUGAAAGUCAACUUAAAGAUAAAUCGUCAGCACAGUCCAAGCUGCUGAAUGCACUGAACAUUUAAAAUGUGAUCCAUGUUAUUUUUUAUGUGUAGGCUUUUUUUGUAGAUCUUCACGGAUUGGGAGUUGGGGGGAGGGGAGGGCCGUGGGUUUUUUUUUGGGGGGGGGGCCGCAGAGAAAUCUUGGCAUUUCAUUCCGAGGGCAAUCCAAGUCUGAGUUUUUCAUCUCUAAAAAUUGAUUCCCGUUUAGAAAUUCGGUGCCUUCCAAAGAGUCUUGAAAUGAAAAACACAGUGCUUCCACUAUAAAAAAAAAUAUGAGUA
Molecule: messenger RNA, 1674 nt
Organism: Tachyglossus aculeatus (Australian echidna)
Lineage: Eukaryota; Metazoa; Chordata; Mammalia; Monotremata; Tachyglossidae
Gene: SMS
Product: spermine synthase
Exons: 11
Coding region: 34-1170 (378 amino acids)
Biological process (GO): spermine biosynthetic process
Molecular function (GO): spermine synthase activity
Source: RefSeq, a predicted model, not a curated record